GGAACUGAGAGAAGAGCAGCUGGAAAGAGAUUCACUUUAGAUUUCCUGCUCAAAGAAUAAAAACAAACUUCGUAAAACUUAUGUGAGUUUUGGCCACGUUGCAACAGGUUUCCUGCUGACAUUAACUGAGGCUGCUCUAUCAACAUUAUACGGUGUGUGUGCGAUGAGGAUGUGAGUGUGUGUGUGUGUGUGUGUGUGUGAUGGCGUCCUCGUUCUCCCCGCUGCAGGUGGGGCGUCUGCAGGGUCUCAGAGCUCAGCUGCUGCGGCGCUACGAGCACCGGACGCUGGUUUCCUGUCUGUCGGGGCUGUAUGGCUGCAGGUGGACGAGAGAGAGGAGAGAGAGGAGAGAGAGGAGAGAGAGGAGAGGGAGGAGAGGGAGGAGAGAGAGGAGCAGAAAACAGCCGGAGGACUGCUGCUGCAACAAGCUGGAAGGCGUCUGCUUCGCUCUGCUGGUUGCAGCUUUCUGCUUAACGCUGGUGUUUCUCUACUUCUGGGGACAGGCUAAGAACGACUACAAUGACUUUGACUGGUUCACCUUCAGUACCCUGGGCUUCUGGUUCCCCUGGUCUCUGGUUCUGCUGGUCGUCGCUGCAGCUUUCUUCACCUACGUUACCGUACUCAUGCUGCUGGCGGUGUGUUUGCUGUCAGAAGGUCAGAAGCUUUAUUUACACUGGAGUCACAAGAUUGGGAUCGUUGUGAGUCUGACGUUCUCCAUCGUAGCGACCGCUGUGUUAUCUGACCUCUGGAGCAAAGAGCUGACCACGCUGCUGCUCUCCUUCCAGGUGACUGCUCCCUUCCUCCACGUGGGGGGGGUCUUCCUGCUGACCGCUCUCUCCUGGCCCGUCGCUCUGCAUUUCUUCCGCAUGACCAGCAGAGUGAGGGGGGGGCUGAUCCUGGGGUUUUACCUGAGCUUCCUGUCCGUCCUCUAUCUGGUUCCCCUCGGUCUCUACUCUCCUUGUAUCAAAGAGGUCGGGACCCUCGGACCCCCGCCGGCCCUCAUUGGACACAGAGGGGCCCCCAUGCUGGCUCCAGAAAACACUCUGAUGUCAUUUGAGAAAGCCGUGGAAACAGGAAGUGAAGGUCUGGAGACAGACGUCACCAUCAGUGUGGACGGAGUCCCCUUCCUGAUGCACGAUCAGACGCUGCGUCGGACCACCAACGUCCAGCACGUCUUCCCCAACAGAACCAACAUGGCCGCCUCCUUGUUCAGCUGGAGCGAGCUGCAGAGCCUCAACGCCGGAGCCUGGUUCCUCUCCAGCGACCCGUUCAGCACCGCCGGCUCUCUGUCUGCAGAGGAGCGUCUGCGCGCCGCCCAGCAGCCCGUCUGCAGCCUGCAGGCCUUCCUGCAGCUGGCUGCGCAGACAGAGCAGCUGGUGAUCUUUGACCUCUACCGGCCCCCCAGAGGUCAUCCGUUCAGAGACACCUGGAUCCAACGAACGCUGGAGGUCAUCCACAACGAGUCCUCCAUCAACUCCUCGCAGGUGCUCUGGCUGCCCUCUGACCUCCGCUCUCUGGUACAUCUCUCCGACCCUUCCCUCCAGCAGACGUCGGGCAGCCGGCUCCCCCCGGAGGAUCUGCAGAGAAACAACAUCCUGAGACUCAACCUGCACUACAGCGACAUGUCCACUCAGAGCCCAAGUGCGUACUCAGCGGGUAACGUCAGCACUAACCUGUACGUGGUGACGCAGCCGUGGCUCUUCUCCCUCGCCUGGUGCUCAGGGGUUCAGUCGGUCACCACCAACAACCCCCAGCUGCUGAGCUCCAUCACCGCCCCGCUGUUCCUCAUGAGUCCAGAGGAGUACAACCUGAUGUGGAUUCUCACUGAUCUGCUGUCCCUGCUGCUCAUCAUCCUCUUCUUCAUCUUCCACUGGUGGAGAGAGCGCGGCCUGGCUUUCUGCUCCGGCAGUAAAGUCUCUCUGGAUAACGGCACGUACAGCAAGUUCAAAACAGAGAUGAGUGACAUCUGGUCCGUCUCCAGCAUCAACUCUCAGGCAGAGAGGACGUCCAACCUGGCAACCGUGACGCAGCACUAACAUCUGGAAACAACUCUGAUAACAUCUGGAAACACUCUGAUAACAUUUGGAAACACUCUUAUAACAUCUGGAAACAACUCUUAUAACAUCUGGAAACAACUCUUAUAACAUCUGGAAACACUCUUAUAACAUCUGGAAACAUCUCUGAUGACAUCUGGAAACACUCUGAUAACAUCUGGAAACAACUCUUAUAACAUCUGGAAACAACUCUUAUAACAUCUGGAAACAUCUCUGAUGACAUCUGGAAACAACUCUGAUAACAUUUGGAAACAACUCUGAUAACAUUUGGAAACAACUCUGAUAACAUCUGGAAACACUCUUAUAACAUCUGGAAACACUCUGA
Molecule: messenger RNA, 2376 nt
Organism: Trematomus bernacchii (emerald rockcod)
Lineage: Eukaryota; Metazoa; Chordata; Actinopteri; Perciformes; Nototheniidae
Product: glycerophosphodiester phosphodiesterase domain-containing protein 5-like
Exons: 16
Coding region: 201-2033 (610 amino acids)
Biological process (GO): lipid metabolic process
Cellular component (GO): membrane
Molecular function (GO): glycerophosphodiester phosphodiesterase activity
Source: RefSeq, a predicted model, not a curated record